AUGGCAUGGUUUGCUGAAAAUUUUUGGAGUGAUGAGCUUUUGGAAGGUCCUCUGGGUGUUCCAUGUGAAUUCUAUAGGGAUCUGGAUGACCUUUUCAAAACGCUGAUAUUGGAUGAAUGGACCCUUCUUUUUCUUCAAAGAGAGAAUCUGAUUCAGCAACCACAAACGCAGCAUCUUCUUGAAGAAAAUUAUUCUCUGAGAAGUAACCUCAUGCCUGCUCUGAUCACCCCAGUGAUGUCUGUACCCUGAUCAUUUAAGUAAUUUACAUUUCAGGGUGACCUUGGCAAUCAUUUAGGGUUUCUCACUCAGAUGAUUAUCUAUUUGACAGCUCUUAAGCUUCUCAGUCCUAUAGCUGAUGCCUAAAUUAAGCUCCUUUCUGAGUACCUAUUUCACCAGAUGAACAAUUUUAGAGUCUACUCUGAAUAUGACCAGAGUAUUCUACUGAAGCAAAAUGAAAUCUUUGUUCUUGCCUUCCAGUGAUCAUCUGGUGAACCCAUAAAACAAGAAAUGAACCCUCUGAUGAAUUCUAAGGUUGAAAAAGGAGACAACACCUCUCAACAGGAUGUUACUACUUUCCAGUUCUUUUCUCAAAAUCUGAGUUGUAAUGUAACAAAUCACAAAGAGAAGUUCCAUGACAGACUGUGUGACCACAUCCAGGAUGAAAAAAGUGUCACAGGUAUGAUGGAGAAUAUCCCAGACCUGAUAAUUCAGUGCAUUCAGUUGGACAAGAAAAGUAAUAACAAGCCAGAGCUCCUACAAUCAGAGACUCAACUCCCAGUGUUGGCUUCCCUCUCCAGCUCCACAAGUCCACGACCCAAGGAAGAGACUAUACAGCUUCGGGGAGGACAGCUUCCUCUCACCCCAGCUAAAAGAGCUCGUCAACAAGAAACUCAGUUGUGCCUCUACUGCAGCCAGGCUGGUCAUUUCACAAGAGACUGCCUUGCCAAACGUUCUCGAGCCCCAGCAAGGACAAAUAACCCAGCUUACCAAUAAGGGGAGCCCAGAGAGUCACUUUGCAAACUUAUAUCCCUCUCACCCUCAGUCUUACUGAUAUACACCCUUCACUAACUCUAAAAUACAAGUGGAUAAUUGUGAUACCACUUUACAGGCAGCCAUGAACUCCUGUGUUACUGAAGAUUUAUACAGCUAGGUCUCAUUCACUAGAAGCUGACCAUUCAAUGAACUAGUAAUAAUGAAAACAAUUCACAGGCAUUUAGGUAGUUGGGACCAAUUCCUCUAAGAUUAUGGAAAAUUUGUAGGCAAAACUCUCCUAGUCUAAGCCAAUAAAAGUGGCCUUGGUGAUAUAUUAGGAAUCCCAUCUUCACCAAUGGAUGAGAGGGUUGAAUUUUUGAGCUAAAUUUUGUGUCGUGUGUACUUACAAAUUAGACCAAGAUGAUUUUACUCACCCUCCUUGAUCUGUAAGUAGUUUCAUAUCAGCCUAGGUCCUUUGCCUGAAAUACUGCUAAUAUACUGUUAAUAUUCAACUUCUAAAGGCUACAUCCUGCUCCACUUAUUGACCAGAGUCUAAUUUCAACACAAACCAAUCUUCCUGGAACUACAGCUCUGUCACUCAUCCACACAGCUAUAUAUUUUGUUACUGUCUAAAGAUAUUUUUUGUCUAAAAAACUGAAUUUCCUGGUCAUUUACAAACCAGAUUGUAUGACCCUUUGAAUACUACUUGUCGGACCUUCUAAAAGUCAUAUGCUUUUAGCCAUACCUUACCAAUCUCAGCUAUCUAUCUCCCCCUCUUCACUAAUAAUCUUAUUUGAGGUUCCAAAUAUCUUAUGGCUAAGUUGAAAUACUUUAAAAUAAUGACCUCUGAAAGAUAUUUAGUGAGAGUUGUAGAAGACUAUUAUAAUUAUUGUGUUUGGGUCAUAUUCUUGUUGCUUUGAACAGGGAAUAUGGACAAACAUAUCUCUACUAAAAACCAAGAAUCAAGUCCUAUAGUAGUUCUCUAUGUAGAAGCCUCAAUUUGGUCACUAUCUGGGAUAAUUACCUGUUGAUUUUGAGCUCUAAUCUUAUAUACCACACACCCAAGGUCCCUCAUCUGACAGAAGAUCCUGAAAAGUAAAGUUGCAGGCAACUUUCAGAGCCAUCUCACUGGGAAAACCUUAAGACACAUAUAACACCAUCUGUGUAUACAGUUCAGGAAGUGCAAGGAUUUUAUUGUGUUGUAUUCUUGACACAUAUCAGCUCUGUAUAUAAAGAGCUGAUGCUUCUAGUCAUCAGUUCCUUAAAGUGCUAAGGGUAUCUAAAGAGGAUCAGAAGUUGCUGAUAAUUAUUAGUCUUCUGGUUCCUCAUUAUUGGUGACAAUAUAUAUCCUCCCUAUAAUGGAUUGCUUAAAGAUCAAUAAUUAUUUAUUCCUUAGCAGCCAUCAGGUUUUUCAGAACAUGAAGUGUCAUUGUACUUUGGCAUUUUUCCUGAAAAAUUCUUGUAACUUUUCCACAUUUAAACACAGCUAGAUUUUACUAUUCUCAUUCUGUAGCACCAGGAAAUGCAUCGUUUCUCCCAUCAGUGCCUCUAUAACUACUGUGCCAAACUAUACUUGCAUGUUCAAGGUCCCCUUUAUCAAUAGUUUGCUAUACAUUCACAUUACUCCAUAAACUCCAACAAUAAGGAGACAUCAGUGCACAUGUUCUAGUUAUGUUGGGAAAUCUCUGCUGUAUUUCUGGGAUUGUAUGAGAUCCUCCAACAUGUAGAUCUAUUUGAACUUUGAGUGACUGGGAUUACCUGGAGGUAUCCUAAUCUGUCUCCACUCAUAUUUUUAAAUAAAUGUCUAACUCAAUGGUAUCCAGUCACUUCGUUCACUCACUGCAGUAUGUUCCUGGAAUGCCAGUAGGAUCAAUAAGGUGACUUGGAACCAAUCUUUCUUUAUUUUAGGACAAUGAUUUACUAUUGUGGCUCUCUUAUAAAGAUGUAUCACCUUUAUUCCAUAUGGACACUCCCUUUGCAGCAACAUUAUCUUCUUUUUCAAAAAAAUUCCUAUUCCAUAGCCUAUUACCAAUGAUAAUUUGUCCAGGUCUGUGAACUCCAGUUUACUUCCUAUUCCUCUGGGUACCUUGAUGAGGUACUUCCAUUGAAAGUCUCUUAUAUACUAUGUGAUUCAAUCCAUAACCAAACUGAGCAAUCUGUGAUAAUGCUUUACUGCUUACUACCUAGCAACUAUUGAAAACUUCUGUUAUAGUGAUUCUAUCCCUUAUACACUAUCAGCUUCAAUUCGAAUCACUCAUUACUUAGGGUGAAGAGUUACAAAAGAGUGUCCUCAGAACUUGUAGCUACAUAAAUUUUUCUGAAAAUGAAACAUUGGAAUCCACAAAAAACAGAUGAAAUGUAACAUACUUAAAGCUGUCAUAUGUAAAUAUCAAGGCUUGGGUAAUCCCCUAGGGCCGAUCAAAGAUAUAGUUUUAGAGAAGUAAAUCUGCUAUAUGACUGGCGCCUCUGGAAUGUUAGGAGCUAAUCACUUUAUGAUAAAGUUGAAAAAUGAAUUACUGACAAGAAAGUGGUCUGCAUUGAGCCUAUAAAAGGAGACAAUGAAAGAAACAUUACUGAUGGACAUCAGUAAUCUCUCUAGCCUCAGAGAUGAAAUACUGACCAGUAGAUCAUUUGGCAGGUCUACUGAUGCAAUGGGCUUGAGCCACCAAUUCAUCUCAAUUUGUGUCAUUAGUCAUUAAGGUUGACACAUAUCACCUUUUGUUCUGGCUCCAUGGUAUCCAAAUAACCUCAUUGUAGUUGCUUUCUUAUAUAAACUUUCUUAUGGGGAAGACAUUUGCUAACCAUUUGAAGUGAGUGGUCCAGAGUAUUUGGCAGGUGUUUCUUAUAAGUGAAUAAAAUGGCUAUGGCUUAUGUUAGUUUCUUGUGGGUUAUAACAGCACCAAUCCUUUGUAUCCUAAUCACCUUUCAGCACAUUAAAAAUAAGAUUAUCACUGAAAACUCGGCACCACAUUGUGAAUCAUAGUGAAUGCACUGAAGAUUGACCUUUCAAGGAAAUUUGCCUCAGCACCAUCCAACCUACAUCUUUAUUUCUCUCAUUUUUCUAUAAUUGUAAUAAAAUUGCUAAUUAUAUAUGGUUUUUACUUGCUACAAUUAACUUAACUUACACCAAGAAGCAUUUUAUCAUAUUACAUAGUUCAGUGUGUCAAAAAUACUGUCAUAGGUGACAUAUAGCUGCAGACAUAAGCCACUGAAAAGCACUGUUAGAGAGGGAAAAGUAGGUACUUGGCCUUAGUCCUGCCACCUCCAUUUUGUCCAAAUGACAACCCAUAGGAGCCAUGCUGUCACUGCUGUGAUUUCUAUCCAUGGUAAUACAGUAAUAUGCUUUUCUAAAUUCUGAAAUGUCACCUUCCCCGAGCUCAUCUUGUCUAUUCUUAUAAUGCACUGAAAUGAAACACAGCAUUUGGAAUAUAAAGAAAUUUUACUAACAAAUUGGAAAAAUCAAAUAUCACAUGCCUUUGAAAGGCCUUUAGAAGCUUGUAUCACUUCUUUAAAAUGCUUGUCUUUGGUAACCUGUUUCAUUGGCAACUUAUGAAACAUCAAAUAUCACAUGGCCAAUAGAAUGGAAAAGCUUUUUAAAGAAUAUAGUGUUAUGGAUCUUUAAUGUCAUCAUGGAUCAGGAAUCACUGACUAUAUUUUAAAAACAAAAGUUUCAAAACUCGUUACACUUAAUGAAGUCUGUCAAACUCUUUUGGUAAACAUAACAUUGCCUAGACCACGUUGGCCAGUCAUUGAUCAUGUCUGUAGCUUUGAAUAUUCAUGCACUAAAUUAUUGGCAUUUCUUCUUUGUAGUGGAUUUGAUUCUUUGGUCUGUAUAAACUUAUUUCCUAUUCAUUGAUUUUUGUACUUUAUCUAUAUGGGUCUGCUUUUCUUAUCUACACAGCUCAGUGAUAAUUCAGCUAUGUCUGUAUUCACCAACUUUACUUUAUAGUAGCUCAGUGGAGGAAUAUGUGGAUAUUCUGUCUUAUGCAUAGAUUCAUCCCUUUGAAACUAGUAAUAUCUUUACUCUAAAUAAUACGUAAUAAUGGCUACUUUAUUACAAACACUACUGUGUGCUUUAAUUUGCUAGUGGUAAUUAUUUAAGCUUCAUGUUACUCA
Cavia porcellus (domestic guinea pig) is the source of this 5088-nucleotide messenger RNA. RefSeq names its product retrotransposon Gag like 4 (gene Rtl4). Lineage: Eukaryota; Metazoa; Chordata; Mammalia; Rodentia; Caviidae. Gene Ontology annotation, molecular function: zinc ion binding; nucleic acid binding. The record is from RefSeq and is a predicted model, not a curated record.